Messenger RNA from Gaeumannomyces tritici R3-111a-1, 516 nucleotides. RefSeq lists its product as hypothetical. Bases 91 to 432 code for a protein of 113 amino acids. The transcript has a single exon. NCBI's taxonomy places the organism in Eukaryota, Fungi, Ascomycota, Sordariomycetes, Magnaporthales, Magnaporthaceae. The record is from RefSeq and is a predicted model, not a curated record.
GGAAGUGGUCGGGUCUCGAGGAGGGCCGCGAGGUACAAGCCCGAUAUCUGGUGAAACAAGGUGAUCUGCCAUGCUUGUACGCCUAUCUACAUGACGAGGCAGCGGCUCGAGCCGCAAUGUCGACGUCGCCCGGGAAGCUGCCCUCGGCCAGGACGCUUUGCCUCGACGCCCUCAUCGAAGGCGCGGCAGCACGCCUCCGAAGCGCUCCGCGUCGAAGAGGAGGUUUGGGCCCAGGUGGCCGCCGGGACUAACAGCCAGCCGGCCGUGAGGGCCAUCUCCAUCUACGACCUCGACGACGUCGGCCGCGCGCUGGCCAGGAUGAAGGACCUCGAACGGAGCACCACCACGGGCCAGGUAGACGCGCCUGGACUACUUAAGCGUGGUGGAUUACGGCGGAGACGUGGAACCCCAAAGCUCACGCUAAGCUUGUAAGCCUUACAGUACUCAUUGUAAAAACUCUCCAUGGUCGUCCUCGUUACGCAGCCUCACCAAAAGGCUGAAUGAAGCAGUGCGCCC